This is a messenger RNA of Nymphaea colorata (pocket water lily), 3916 nucleotides long. RefSeq names its product DExH-box ATP-dependent RNA helicase DExH1. The transcript has 16 exons. The record is from RefSeq and is a predicted model, not a curated record. Gene Ontology annotation, molecular function: RNA binding; ATP binding. Gene Ontology annotation, cellular component: intracellular anatomical structure; nucleus. NCBI's taxonomy places the organism in Eukaryota, Viridiplantae, Streptophyta, Magnoliopsida, Nymphaeales, Nymphaeaceae. Bases 392 to 3463 code for a protein of 1023 amino acids.
CGCAGCUCGCUCCUCUCCCUCUCCGCCUCCGUCCCCCCGCAGCCCCGCUCCGUCUCCCUCUCCGCUCGGCUCCCCUUCCCGUCUCUCGUCUCCCUCUCCGUGGCGGGCUGGGCCGGGCCUGACUUUUGGUGGCCAGGCCCGGUACCCGGCCCGGCAAUAUUAUGGGGCCGGGCCCGGGCUUGGGCUUCAGGCCCGGGCCGGGUCUUAGCGGGCCGGGCCGGCCCGGCCUGACGCGAUGCCCACCCUAAUGGGACCCGCGCGUGGAGGGCCGUAGAUGGAUUCUCCUUGAAUCCCUCUCGAUUGAAUUUCGGUUGAUCGUGGCGAAACAUGUAACAAGCGUCGCAUCGAAGCGGGCGAAUAGCCGCUAUACAUUUUUGUCGGAGCGUAACGCAUGACCGUCUGCCGAAGGCCGUUCCCUGCUCUAAUAUCCAUCACCGUCGGAAAGAGUAGCGUCCGGCGAGUGGCAGCCAUGUCAGCAAACCCUAGAUCCUUCAGGGGCGGCAGAAGAAGCAGCGAGGGCGGAAGAAGGGGCGGUGGUAGCGGUGGUCGAGGGGGACGCGGCAGCGGCGAGCAGAGAUGGUGGGAUCCUGUUUGGAGAGCGGAGAGACUGAAACAAAUGAACGGGGAGGUCGAAAAUCUGAAUGAGAACGAGUGGUGGACUAAGAUGGAGCAACUGAAACUGGGAGGAGAGAAGGAAAUAAUCGCAAAACGAAACUAUGGGCGUGAAGGACAGCGUACACUUGAACAGAUGGCUCAAAAGCUUGGUCUUUACUUCCAUGCAUAUAAUAAGGGAAGAACAUUUGUCGUAAGCAAGUUGCCUUUGCCAAACUAUCGAGUAGACUUGGACGACCGGCAUGGAUCUACAAGGAAAGAGAUUAACAUGUCUACAGAGACUGCAAGAAGAGUUGAUUGUCUUUUGGGUAGCUCUUCAAAAGCACCUCAGAAUGAUGAGUCUCAGAAUGUUUCUACUCAAAGAAGCAUGCAGUCUUCCACUUUUGCUGCAACGAAAUCCAGUAGCACAGCUGCAAGGGACAUUGCAAGGGAGACGGCUAAUAAUGAUCUACGAGAAAAGCUACAACUCCUGAAGGCAGCCCCUGCUUAUAGAGCUAUGCAGUCUUUUCGGGAGAAGUUGCCUGCUUACAAUGUGAGGACUGAAUUUCUAAAAGUAGUCGCAGCAAACCAGGUCCUAGUAGUUUCUGGUGAGACUGGCUGUGGCAAAACUACACAGUUGCCACAGUUUAUCCUAGAAGCAGAAAUUGACUCUUUCCGUGGGAUGAGCUGUAAUAUAAUAUGUACACAGCCACGCCGUAUAUCUGCUAUAUCUGUUGCUGCACGUAUUUCAACUGAAAGAGGUGAAGACCUCGGUGAAACUGUGGGCUACCAGAUCCGCUUGGAAGCAAAGCGUUCUGCUCAAACACAGCUUCUAUUUUGUACAACUGGCGUCCUUCUUCGUCGCCUAGUUCAGGAACCAGAAUUAUCUGGUGUCAGCCAUUUGUUAGUGGAUGAAAUACAUGAAAGAGGAAUUAAUGAGGACUUCCUGUUAAUCAUCUUACGUGAUCUUCUUCCUCGGCGUCCAGAUUUACGGCUUAUUUUAAUGAGUGCCACAAUCAAUGCUGAACAUUUCUCCAAAUAUUUUGGAAAUUCUCCUACAAUUCACAUACCGGGCUUCACUUUUCCAGUAAAGGAAGUGUUUCUAGAAGACUUGCUGGAAAAAACUCGUUACUGCAUCAACGAGUCAGAAUCUGACAACUUUCAAGGAGCUGGUAGGAGAAGGAAACAGAUGGAAGGGAAGAGAGAUCCAGUGACUGAUUUAUUUGAGGAAGUUGAUAUUAGUUCUCAUUAUAGAAACUAUAGUGCAAGUACGCGACGCUCCCUGGAAGCAUGGUCUGGUAGUCAACUUGAUUUAGGUCUUGUCGAGUCAACAAUAGAGUACAUAUGUCGAUCUGAAGGGGCUGGAGCAAUUCUUGUGUUUCUUACUGGCUGGGAUGAGAUAUCCAAGCUACUUGAGAAAAUUAAAGAAAACAGAUUUUUGGGAAAUCCUAGCAGAUUUUUAAUUCUUCCUUUACAUGGUUCUAUGCCUACCAUAAAUCAGCGUGAAAUAUUUGAUAGACCACCAAGUGGCACAAGAAAAAUUGUGCUUGCAACAAAUAUUGCAGAAAGCAGUAUCACAAUUGAUGAUGUAGUGUAUGUAAUAGACUGUGGAAAAGCAAAAGAAACAAGCUAUGAUGCUCUUAACAAGCUAGCAUGUUUGCUACCAUCAUGGGUAUCAAAAGCAUCAGCUCAUCAGAGGCGUGGUCGUGCAGGGCGUGUUCAACCUGGUAUUUGCUUUCGGUUGUACCCAAAAUUGAUCUAUGAAGCAAUGUCAGAAUAUCAGCUUCCAGAGAUUCUUCGGACCCCACUCCAAGAACUCUGCUUGACCAUUAAAAGCUUACAGCUUGGAUGCAUUAGCUCGUUCUUAGCCAAAGCCCUUCAGCCACCUGAUCCUUUGUCUCUGCAAAAUGCGAUUGACCUUCUGAAAACUAUAGGGGCUUUUGAUGAUAUGGAAGAACUCACCCCACUGGGGCGUCAUCUUUGCACUUUGCCUUUGGAUCCAAAUAUUGGGAAAAUGCUGCUGUUUGGGUCCAUCUUUCAAUGUUUGGAUCCGGCACUAACCAUUGCUGCAGCUUUAGCACAUCGUGAUCCAUUUGUCCUUCCAAUAAAUAGAAAAGAAGAAGCUGAUGAAGCAAAACGAUUCUUUGCUGGUGACUCUUUCAGUGAUCACAUUGCACUUCUCAAAGCAUUUGAAAGUUGGCAACAUGCUAAACGUGAUGGCAAAGCACGUGAUUUUUGUUGGAGAAACUUUUUAUCUCCUACAACAAUGCAGAUGAUAGAGGACAUGAGGAACCAGUUCUAUGAUCUACUCUCUGAUAUUGGAUUUGUUGAUAAAGCACGAGGAAUGAAGGCAUACAAUCUUUAUAGCAUGGAUAUAGAGAUGAUAUGUGCCACCCUCUGUGCUGGGUUAUAUCCUAAUGUGCUGCAAUGCAAACGAAGAGGAAAAAGGACAGCAUUCUACACUAAAGAUGUUGGUAAAGUGGAUAUCCAUCCAUCAUCCGUCAAUGCUGGGAUUCAUCUUUUCCCGCUGCCAUAUAUGGUUUUCAGUGACAAGGUGAAGACUACUAGCGUAUUCGUGAGGGGUUCAACUAAUAUAUCAGAUUAUACUCUGCUGAUGUUUGGAGGCAAUCUCAUGCCUAGCCGAAGUGGAGAAGGCAUCGAGAUGCUUGGAGGCUACCUUCAUUUUUCUGCUUCCAAGAGCGUAUUACAACUGAUACAGAGGUUGAGAGGUGAACUUGAUAGGCUUCUUCAGAAGAAAAUCGAGGAUCCUGAGGUAGACAUUACUGCAGAAGGAAAGGGGGUUGUAGCUGCUGUUGUGGAAUUGUUACAUAGCCAAAAUUUACAAGAAACGUAUGGUUAUAGACGCCACUGACUGAUAUGUGCUUAGGAAAGUAUAGUGUCUUGGUUUAUCGGUCAAGUUGCUCUUGGAGCUACUCGUUUUCUGUUGUUCUUAAAUUAUGAUCAUCAUGGUCUGGUUCCUUAACACACCUGGCAUCCACGGUCUGUCUGAUAAGUCAUGCUACAAGUACUUAGAACUUCCUGUGCUGUAGUUGCUUCAUCAUUAGAUUCUACUUUUAUAGCUAUUUGGAAUUCAGAAACUGUCCUGACUGACCAGUGAAAGGUUUUGGUUCAUCAGCUUCAGAAUCUUCAGCUCCAAAAUGGGCCUUGUAUGCAUAUUAUAUUUGACCUUCAUAGGAAGUCUAUCUAUUCCACACCAGAAAAUAUUUUUAUCUGCAUGAAUGAAAGCAGAUUGAGUUUAUUUGACCUAUUACAGAAAAAAUAAUGAAAUAUGGAAAAGAAUGUACCAUAUGCUUUUUCCUCUAAA